Porites evermanni is the source of this 7688-nucleotide messenger RNA. The record is from the annotation of a GenBank genome assembly. Lineage: Eukaryota; Metazoa; Cnidaria; Anthozoa; Scleractinia; Poritidae.
CAGAGAUUCAAUGCCCCCGUGAAACGCGAGGAAAACAAACCAGAAUGGGUAACGCAUACCCUAAAGAAAACCUCCGCUGGUAGAUCAGGUGUUGCAUCGUUGGCUUCACGUAGUACACAGAACGAGGCUUCAGAGGAAACGAACAAUGAAAGGAAGACGAAUGCUUCCAAGUCUCUUUCCAGAGGAUUAGCAGCUCUGCUUGAGCGAGAUAAAAUUUUCAGUUCUCAAGAUGCAGUUAAAGACAAAAACUCUGAGGAUAAACGAGCGGAAGAACCUGAAGAAACUAAAGAAGUUCCUAAGAAUGAUGAAAACGUUAUUUCAGAAAAUUCCAAACCCACUGCUGCAACUCAGCGGACGGUUCACAAGGCUCCUCAAGUUCAGCAGGUUCAAACAGGUUCUGUGAGUAUGGACACAAAAUCAGAAAAUUCGAAACCCAUUUCUCCUACACAGCGAUUUGUGCCCUGGGCUCCGCAGGUUAAACAGGCUCAAACCGGUUUGGUCGCUGACGUAGCCAAACCAAUCGCAGAUCAAGAUGGGGAGAAAAUACUUUUAAAAAAAGCCGUCCAAGAAGGAAAGGUUACUCAGGUAAAACCAACCACCCAAACAUAUGUGGCUAAGUCUCCUGUCAUUGUCAUGGGGAGAAAGAGUGGUCCCGAGAGACUUCCCGAAACAAGCAAAGAAAACAAAAGUAGCCUUGACAAAGAUAUCGUCACGUCUUCUGUAAAAACUUCACCUUUUGAGAAACAAGAAGACAAGAAGUGUGACCCUAAUGUGUUGAGCAGUUCAGAAGAAAAAAUGGUAAAUGGCAUUCAUGAGGCAAAGAAAACUGAACCCGCGAAAACUAAGGAAGAUACACAAGUUUAUGUCGCAAGUGUCCAUCAAAAGAAGACAGUCGAAUCAGAAAACGAAACGGUUAAAUUUCUUAAAAAGGAAAUGGAAAGGAUAAAGGCUGAGCAUGAAAAGGAAAUAAAGCGAUAUCAAGAAAUGAUAAGCGAGAUGAAGAGCCGGCUGGAGACUGAAACUUCUGAUAAUUCCCGAUCAAGCUCUGUAUCAAGUGAACCGUCACCAGCUUCCCCUCCCCCUCCCCCACCAGGACCUGUUCCUGCGCCUCCUCCACCACCACCACCACCCCCAGGGGUAGGGGGUCCUCCUCCACCACCACCACCACCUCCUCCUGGCUCUGCAAGCGCUCCUCCCCCACCUCCUCCUCUUCCUGGCGGGGCACCCCCUCCACCCCCUCCCCCCAUGGGUCCUGGUGCACGUCGCUUUGGAGGACCUGCCAAGCCAAAGAAAGCGGCUGUCAAACCUGACGUGGAAAUGAAGCCUUUGUUUUGGACAAGAAUACUCAUAUCAGGUUGGUUUUCCGCGAAGCAUUAUCCUUCAUAGUCAUUGCCUCCCCUUUGGAAAAGGAAAGGGUAGGAGCCUGCACUCUUUCCUCUUCACCCCCAGUUCGUUGAGUACCGCUUUGAAAAUUGUAAGAGGUAUGGGGAUCAGUUUAGAGAAUUAACAAGUGGAUAGCUGGCCUUUAAGGGGUUUAAACCUCGCUCUAAGUUAGACUCAGACUUGAUUCUUCAUUUUGUCUUCAGAUGAGACAGACACUGGAGACGUAAACAACAACAAACCCAAGAACACAGUUUGGAAAAACAUGAAGGAAAUGGACUUCAACAGAAAGGAAUUCCAAAAGUAAGAUUUGAUGCUAAACUAUGAUUUUUUUUUACAAGUAAGUUUGCUGAAUAUUGUAAUACAGACAACCACAGCUGUUCGUAUAUAACAAAGAGUUAGGCUUACUAUUAUUUAUUUUAUUUUAUUUUUUUUUUGGUGAAGGAUGUUUGGUCGGAAGAUUAACAAGAAGGCGAAAUACGAUCACAGAAAAUCCCUCCAUGAGGACAGCCACUUUUCACUUUCCAAAGGACAACACGUGAGUUAAAUUAAACUGUUGCUGUUGUUUUUUUCUUUUCUCUCUUUAAGAAGCAGAUGAUCAUCAAACUUCUCGGAGGCACUUCAAGAAAUGAAAUAUUUUGUAUUUACAAGGCCAGUAAUAACGUUUGAUUCAGCACAAAAGAAAGGUUUAAAAUCAAAGAUAAAAAAGAUAAAAGCUUUUUUCAUUCGUGAUUAGGGAGGGAAUUCACGAUUGGGUCAAUAGGACAAUUGCACGAUGACGUCAUUUUACUACAACUACCAGAAUCCUUGAGUUUGUUGUUUUCUUGUGCAAAUAAAGGGUAUUGUUCUUUAAUCCUCAGUGGAAUUGACAAAUUUAAACAACAAAAGCAAAACCGAAAUGAAUUCUGGUAGUUGUAGUUAAAUAUCAUCAUCGUGCAAUUGUCCUAUUAUGCAACGACACUUAUUUUUGUUUGUUGUUUGUUUGUUUGUUUUUUCAUCAGGCCGCUAAGCUUUUGGACAAUGGCCGAUCACAGACUAUUGGAAUCAUCAUGAGUAGUUUGAGCUGUCAGCUGGAUGACGUCAAGACCGCUGUGUAUAAGAUGGAUAAUUCUGUUCUUGACAUGGACGGGUAAGAUUGCCAACAAACGUCACGGGAUUAGCUUUACGGUCUAUAUAAGACAUAUAUGGUGUACGUUUGAUCAGUGAAGACGGGUUCUGGGUCUGUUUUCACUCCGUCCCUAGUUCUGCCCCUGUAACUAUCCGUUGUACUAUCCCUGUCUAUCCCUAUCCGCUAUAGUUUUUGUUUCACACUUUGGGUGUCGAAUACUAAGACCGUGGUUUUAGUUGGGUUAGUGAACUGCUAUCCACUGCAUGAGAUCAUUAGUCUUUAUGAAGGCAUUUUUUCUAACUCAUUUUCAGAUUAAAGGCGUUGUACGAUAUUCGCCCGAAAUCAGACGAGAUCGAACUGAUCACAAAAUACCAUCAAGAAAAUCCCACCGGUAAGACAAAAUCAACUUCUGUCUUAAUUACACCAACUUUUGAUUACUAAAGGCAAUAAUUACUCUCUUUUCUCGUCCCAUCAGGAAAAAGCACUGAACAUAAUAUUUAGCAGUUCUCUUGUCUUGCUCUUCUGCCAUUCAAAUGUAUAACGCAAGAGAGAAUGAUUUUUCCCGUUCGCCUUCUUUUUCAGUACCUCUGGACAAACCAGAAGAAUUUUUACUUCAAAUACACAAAAUGGACCACUUUGCAGAAAGGCUGGAGUGUUGGUUGUACAAAAAUAAAUUCACAGAAACAAUAACCGCCAUUGGUAAGAGCUUUUUAUACUUGUCUUCCACUGGUUAAGAAAAGGAACAACAUGAGCAACUUUUGAGUUUCUUAUGCUAUGUUUCUGGACGAAAUGAUUUAUGGUCUCACCUUUCAAACAGUAUCUGUUGACCUCGGUUCACUUACGUAGUACCACAUGCUUUUCGAAAUAUUGGAUCUUUCUUUUCAAAUUUUUGUUUGGGUACUCCUUCGUCUGAGCUACAUUGAUUUGCACCAGAAACUCAUAACCCCUUAUGAGUUUCUGUUUGCACUAAAUGUUAUAAUUUUUUCUUGGAUCUUUAGAUAGAAGAUUGUCUGCAAUAGGAGAGGCCAGCAGUCUGCUACGUACUAAGUAAGCCCGACCAUCUUUGCUACUAUUUUCUUCUUUGCGUUAUUAAUUAUAGGCGCUAAUACUGGUAUAUUUGUUUUUUCAAUGAACAUUUUCAGCUCGUUCUUGCUUAAAGAGUACUGACGUACAGAAACUCAGCCAAUGUUAGUUGUGGUAACAUAGAGUAUUUCGCCAAAAAAAAAAUGUUUAUCUAAAGACUGAGAAAAACUCUGGAAAUUUUUACUGCAUGGGCUCCUUGUUACUGCCUAUUUAACCAACUUACAAUCGAGUAGUGAUCUCAAAUUUGGUAUUCUGGUUAGCACAGCUGGGAUAUCGACCAGGAGAUAAUGGCAAUCGUAUUUACCCUCUCCCAGUAAGACAACCUUUAUUUUCCAGUUAUUUUUUCUCAUGAGGUGUUUUUCUUUCAUGUUUUAGCAAAGAUAUUUCAUUCGUCCUUUCUAUUCUCCUGACCUUGGGAAACUUUAUGAAUGGAGGAACAAACAGAGGUCAAGCCGACGGAUUUCAAUUAGGAGUGCUUAAUAAAGUAAAGGACGUCAAAACACAGGUGAGACACUGAGCCCAGAACCGCGCUGAGGACCUUCAGGUAUUCCCUAUGGGAAGAAGAGCUGGAGCAGGCCUUAUGCGCCUACUGGUGCGAUGAGAACUGAUGAUGAUGAAGCCAAACAAUUUAUGCUAACUACUGGUGUACCCUCUUCUUUUACACUGCCUCUGCCACUCUUGUUAAAUCUUGGUCGCCAACUCUAACGUGUGAAAAGAUUUUUGUCCGCCAAGAGUCACCAGAGAGAAACUUUAUAAUGGAGGAACCUUACUACCAAACGAAAGCAAAGUAAAUACUCCCUGGAUAAUCCUAGCAGAUGAAAAAAGUUCGAAGCAAUCAGAAAAUAAACGAACAAGGAUCAAGACAAGUAUAACGGGUAAAGAAUGUGUGAAAUUCCCGUGGGAUUUGCUACCUUCUAAUAUCAGACAGAGACAAAUGAAUUUAAAGCAUCCACGAAGCACGACAGGUCUGAGGACCAAAGCAAUCGCAAAUUUAUUUUCGUUGAAACUGAAAACUGCUUUUCACUUUUCAGGAUAGCAACACUAAUCUGAUGCAGUAUAUUGUCAAACUUUACUGUGACAAGAGGCAGGACGGUCAACCGGGAGACUAUCUCUUACCAGACCCCUACUCUGUCCUGGCCGCUUCUCAGGUAAACCACAAUGCAUUGCAGUCUUAACAUAAAGAUCAGGCCCCAGUUGUUCAAACGUUGGAUAGCACUAUCCACCGGAAAAUCACUAAUCACUAUCCAGCAGAUAAGUAUUACGGAAAUCAAUUACGCUAUCCGCUGGAUAGUGAUUUAUCCGGUAGAUAGCGCUAUCCAACGUUUGAACAACCGGGGCCAGAUGUCCUGAUAAAAUCAGACUCGAACAUCUUACGAAUCUUUCAGUGAAAUAUCUCUUACAUAGCCCGCUAAACCUGAAACAAACAGGUAGUAUAGUGAAUGAAGUCGACAAUUAGUGAAGAGAAGAUGAAUUCUCUCCUGUAGUUGCCUAUUACUUUUCAUAAAGAUAGUUAAUUUAGUUAGUGGAUCCCUCCAAACACGCACUCGCGCGCGGAAUAAAUCGGUUCUCGAGAGUCGGCUUGGAGGUGGAAGAGAAAAAGCUUAUACUUGCCCUCCUUUUUGGAAUACUGUUAAUGUAAGUUUUUUUCAGAAAUUAAUUUUGUCUCUCCCUUUGUACAGGUUUCCUUUAAGGAUAUCAAAGCAGGUAAUUUUAAACUUUUGUAAUAUUUACCUUUUCACUUUUUUUCGGUUUCACAAUAUUUUGAUUUAAGGACGCGAGGUUUUUCCAUCAAGCGGGAAAUUUGAUAUUUAGUCAUCUUUCUUUAUAGAGCUCGCCGAGGCAAAGAUUUCAUUAGCAACAUGUAAAGCUAAGGUACGUCAUUCUUUACAACUUUAUAUCGUUUGAAGUCAGCAAAAUGAAUGUAACCUUAAUUCUAAAGGGUAGCCGCACUAAUCACUAUAAAAGUCUUCUCCCUAGUAUAGUGGCCCUUUAAUUGUAACAAUGAGCCCUAUUUCUGCUGCCUGGACAGGCUAUUCCUUGGCUUUUCUGUGAUAUUCCCCUUUAGGUUAAGACAGAAAAAAAAACGUUAAAACGUAUAGUAAGAUAGGCAAAAUGUAGAUUUUGCGGAGAAUUUCGCUGCCACAGCUCUUUCUAUAAGCAUUUGCCUAUUUUUCAUUUCUUACUUCAUUAUUAAAGAUCUCUAUUCUUGCAGGCAGAGAUGGUACUGGGAGGUGAAAAUUCAUCGCACCGCGAGCCCUUUGAGAGUUUUGUGAAAGAAUAUUUGUCAACAGGUAUGAAUAUUUCAGCAUUAUUUGGCUCUUUUUUUUUCACCUGACUUCAUCUUUAAUACAGGAUUUCGUCCACGGACUUACUGUCUGGAAGGAGGUCACAAAUUCAUCUUUUUUUGCUUGGAACAGGUCUAGAGUCUAGAAGACUCAGUGGUAAACCUCCAUAGAAAAUUUUGGGGCUGAGUACUCCCCAGGCCUCCAUGUACGACCGUCCCUUGUUAAUGUCCACCUAUCCAAAAUACUCUUAAUAUUUAUUUUUCCCUGUAAAAGCACUAUGGUUGGCAGCUCUCGUAAGCAACAUGAAAUAUUGACAUUUUAGACGGUCGCUAACUGGAGUUUUAAUGUCUUUCAGCUGCAUUAUUGUUUUCUUUUUGCAGGUGAAAAAGAUCUUUCUCGUUUGCAAGGAAAGGUCCAAGCAACAGUGGACGACUUUAAAGACGUGGUGAAUUAUUUCCAUUAUACCGGGGAAGGAGAAGAGGUAUUUCUCUGAACCACGAAACUCUUUGCUGUAUUGGCCAUCUUAAUGAUGGUGUCUAUUAUAAAAAGGAAGCGAUUUAAACGUUUCAGGAUCUGGUUUCCAUGUGCAAACAAGUCUCUCCGAAUUGGCAUAUUGUGUAAACCUUUCAUACUGUAUGCGGAUUUGAACAACAAAGAGAAGCAAAUUGUAUUCUGGAGUGGUAGUUGUAGUUAAGUGACGCCAUCCUAAAAAUGGGUUAUGAGUAAUGUAACUUUGGUUUAAACAAGAAAUAAGUAUAUAAAAGAAGCCUAAAGGUGUGUCUUCAUUAAUUUUGUUCCGGUACUCUUGACUUUCAGGCUACACCACCUUUGUUGUUUGGUAUCUGGGGAAACUUUUUAGAGAUUUUCAAGAAUUACUGGAAGGUAAUUAUAAGUAAUCUAACUCAAUAAUAAGAAGAUACUUUUACUUUGAGUUGAUAACGGUUAUGCAAGUGCAAUCCCCUAAAGGUACACCCGUCUCUUACCCUGUCUAGCCUUUCCUUGUCAAGCGUUUUUCGUUUUUCCCAUGAUUCAAGUCAUUAUGUUAAAACAUUAUUAUGGCAAGGAAAUCAUUUUUGAAGUAAAUGAUUAAGAAAUGCUUUUAAUUACUACCAAUUUAGGGAAAACUGGGAUGCUUUUCAGUGAUCAAAAAGGUUGAGUUUAAUUUUCAUCUGGUAGUUGAGCGGAAAACUGACUAAAUCCUGGAAGGGUGGUGAGGUACGCUUUCGAAAAAUUUCCAGUUUCUGGUUUCCAAUCCCUUGGCCUUCUUUUUGAAGUUUAUGGAGAUUAUGGAAAGCUCCUCUUACAUGUCACGUGUUGGAGAGCCCAGGCCUAAUUCUCCAAUCAGACCAGUUUCGUAAUCAAGUCGUCAAUUGGCGUUAGAAUCUGGUUCUCUUUGGUCAGCGGGUGGUCGCAUGAAUAGCUCAUUGCGUCCGCCCGCUAACCAGGAAACCAGAGUACUCGAGGUAUGAGAUUGUUGUUGCAGCCCAAAAAGAAUUUACUUUUAAGGUCCUCUAAGGCAUGCAUCAGUACUUUGGAUGAUCUUUACGUUCUACAGGUAUCAUAUUGUUACAACAGCUCUCCAAAUUCAUCCAACACAAGAGCCACAUUUUGGUAAUCUUUGCGGACUAGGGUGGAUAAAACUGCCACGGGAAUUGGAAUUCAGUUGUGUAUGUUUGGAAUCCAACUCUAACGAACAGGUCUCGUGACAUAAAUCUUACUUUUUUCCACUGAAAGUUAUGCUUCACAGAGUUUUGUUUUCUUAACCAUUCCAGGCUGAGCAGAUUAACAUGUCUAAACGGACGUUUUGCAAUGCAGAUCAUCUCAAACAGGUU